AUGUCUUCUUCACGGAAGAAAUCGCGUCUUGGUCCAGACGAUGACUUCGCCCCCGACAAUACGGAAUCAUCAUCGGAUUCGCAACCUUCUGAGAGCAUGGAGGUCGACGAUAUUACUCAAGUACUCCGCCCUUCUACGGCACGUUCAAGAAUCAACAAAGGUACCAGAGCACGACCGCAGGAGCGGCCGGUAUUCCCUGAGACACAAGAGAAUCUCCAAGUCGGAGCUGAGUCGCUCGCUGCCGACUCAAACGGAGCUCAAACCGUGGAUAUCUACGCUGCGCAUGAUCGUGAGCGACUGAAGCGGUUUACCGACAAGAUUCGCGCCAUGCAGUUCAAGACUCGGGAGAUCACCAACGUGGAUGCCUCAGUUGCACCUCUCAGGGCAAAUGUCAACGAGAUACUCGCCAUGCCCCCAACGUACCACUACACGCCUGUUAUCGGCGAGAGGAAGAGCAUCAGCUCUCUGUACUACACCUUCACUGGAACCAGCCAGGUUGCAGGCGAAGACGACAGGUUCAUGGGCCACAUAGGCGGCCAGGCUUGGCUACGCGCUCCUCCAGGUUGCUGGGCAGAUCCUUCAGCAAUUCAACGCCUUGCCGACAUUCUUUGCGAAGUGGUCAACUGUUGGCCAGGAGCACUCGACCUGAUCACACUCCCGAGUCCUCCACCCAGUCAAUGGUUCGCUUCUCGUAGAGCCACGGCGCAGUCAUUCCCUGGUAUGCUCCAAUUCGUCGUGCAGGAGAUCAUAUCAUCAGCUCCGUGGAACGAUCGCCCUGCUCCAAUAAUCCUGUCAGCACCGAGCCUCGUGCUUCAGAACGGCAAAAUUAGGAUUGAGGGACGUUACAAGUAUCUGGACUCUGAUACUGGCCAGGUCAAACCUCUCAUUGUGCCAGUCAACUUGCCUGUGGAAAAGCCGACAGUGCUUCCUCGAUAUCGGAUAGCAAUCCCUCCUCCGAGUGUGCUACGUCUAAGAGGCCGGACAAAAGGAGGACUGCAUCUUCUGACUCAGUCAGAGGAAGGGUUGUGGCCUGUGUUCACAGAUGAGAACGGCGUUGCCCACCAUGAUAUUCAGGCCCUCAUCAACGUGCCUGACAGUUACACCGACCGGCUUCAAGAGAUUCGAGAUCUACUUGAGUUGGUACUUUGUGUUGCUGUCAAGAUGCACGGAUCCUGCACGACUGCCGCAUACGCAAAGUCUCAUGCCAAAUUUCUUCUUGCAUCCAUGGGAUUUCGGUCCAAGCGAAAGGGUGCCAAACGACAGUGGUGGGGAAACAAAGGGUUCGUCAAGGUCGCCAUGGAUCCUCAUCACCGACACACCGUGUUCUGGCCGUCAAAGGCUCUUCGAAACGAUAUGGGGGGAGGCAAGUUUCCACAUCUAGACCUUCCCUCCCUGGACAAAGCUCGAGCUAUCCCAGUGCUCGAUGCUUGUAUGAACGCCCUUCGCACCACAAAGGACCCUCGGGCAGCCUGGAUUGCAAUGGCCAAGGCAAUCGAGAUUCAACGAAGGUUGAUUAUGGAUGGUGUACCCUCUAGCAACAUCUGCAACUGUUCUGGGAAUACCGGCACAUGUGUUCACCACUGCGGCCGAUGUGGCGAUGAAUUCACCAAUGCAGACCUUGCUAUGGGUACUGCCGGGUUUCGUGUUUGUCCACCCUGCAAAGAUGCUGAGCUACGCGCGGCAUUCUCAGGGAUUGGGGGAGGAGUAUCGAGCAAGAUGGCGGUUGCGGCGUUACGUCGAAAUUUCCGUGCAGAGCUUCGUAGGGAAAAGGUCGAUGAAAACAGCGAGGAAGCCAAGCUUGCUAUGAGAGACAAUGUCGACUACAUCCAGAGUCGUUUCAAAGGACCAUCUCUCUCGUUUCCGGAUGAGUACCGCGGUGUGGAUUCCACUAUGUCACACGAACACCAGACAUCUUUUCAAGAGUUCGAUCCCACUGUCCCAAGCAUCGAUGCUACCUGGCCGUACACAUCGUCGAAUCUUGGCAUCGGAGUUAAACAUGUUAGGGGUAACCUAGCUAUCACGACAUUGCCACUGAACCUGGCGAAGCACACGUGGAUGCCAGCUGUCCUGGUUCAUGUCAGAGACUAUGUUCGUGCUGUUGAACAUACCUUUGAUGAACUUCUCACAUCUGAAGACGUUGCAGCAAUACACCACGCUCAAGUCUGGUUGGUAGAGAUUUGCAAGACACUCCAGAGGAUCACUAUCAAGGCAUUGCACCAGAAGGUUCAACUGCGUAACCAGCCACAUGUCAAUCCUCGACGCAUCGAGCUCGACAAGCAGGAAUGGAUUUCUGGCAAACUCCGUCCAGAGUCGGGACCAUGGGAUAAGCGCUAUUACUCUAUGGUCUCUCGAGAAUACUCUCGCAUUUCCACUCAUGCGUAUUCUCCGUCUGCAUUCCAAGAUUCUGUCAUCAACAUGACUCGACAAUUGGAGGAUGAGUUCAACGUAACUCUCAUCAAAGCGAGUGAUGGUUGCCCAUGGUUUGGCCACCAGACCUCUAUGCCAACUGAUUGGGGAUGGCCUGCAGCUAUGCACUUCAUGGCUAAUCGACUUGAUCGACUCCGGGAGAACUGCAAUGGCCUCGAUAUCACUGAAGAUACUCCCAAAACCAUAUUUGUCGAAUGUGUGUUCCAAGGCUGUCUUGUCAACUGCAUUGUCUUUGAAGACAAGUUCUGGAAGGCCAAGGACAAGAAGGCAUGGCAACUUGAGUAUGCCGAGCUUCUUCGCCUCCCGUUGAUUAUACAGAACCGAAAUCCACUGUGUUUGAGUAUCGGUCACAAGUACCACGGUCAACAACAUCCAGAGCCGAUGUCACUAGCAGACCGAAACAAUGACCGAAACAACAUUCUCAUAGAGACAAGAUUCUCCAACUUUAUGAAGAGCAACUUCCCCACAAGAUUCUACAACCUCUUGAGAAAGCUAAUUGGAACUGUGGAUCUUCCGGCCGAGCUUUACGACGCGGCCUUGCCUCUUGAUGAAGUCCCUCCAGAACUUCGAUAUCGAUGGCACCAUAUGGAUGACGACGAGCUCAUGGAGUUCGAAAACAACCUUGAGGAUGAUGUUAUACAUCCCAUGGGUGGAUACGACUCCGAUGGAUCCGAUGUUGAUGCGAUGGACAUUGAGUUUCAACCUGAUUCGGAAUCGGAAGACGAUUUGGAGGAGGAUGUAAUGCCUGCGCCCAAUACCAAGCCUCGUCCAGGCUUACAGGGUUCGAAAGCCAAGCCAUCAGUGGCCAAAUCCACUAUUCCUGGGGCUUCUACAUCAAAGGCAGAUAUCACCAAGUCUCCAGCCAUCGCCGGCCCUAUCGUGGCCAGUAACAGGCAUAGCCCUAUCAACUCGGACAUGCAAGCAGCUUUGUGUUAUUCCAGGAUGUUCCCUCACGGCCAUGAGAUACUUCCCACCAGUGCAGUUGGUCUUCGGUGCGCUUUGUUUGCUAUCGUCCUCAGCACACAGGCUCAGCACCCGGAACUUGCAGCACCAAGUAUCCAGGACCUUGAGGCUGUACUGAGCUGGCCUGAGCUUGCAGAGGCUCGCAUGAUGCUCGAAGAGGCUCGAAAUGCCGGUCAGGAAACUGGCCCCGGAUAUGAUCGUCGAGAUGCUGAUCUCGAGAGUGAUGCACAUUUCUCUAUCGAUCAUGUUGCAUCGAUCGUACAUCAGUGGUUUUUGAAGGUCUCCGGCAUCGAUGUCACUCUCGGUAUUAUCCGUCGGGAUAUGGGAUAUCAGCGGUUCCUAUUGAGGACUACUGAUGCUGACACUACAACGAUCUGGAUUGAGAAUGACAUGGCCCGCGAGCAUGUUCAAGAAGAGGCUGGAAGUGAGGCCGCGCUCUCCUUGAAUAUCAUGAACCAUUUCUCUGGUGUCAAACCCAAGCCUGCCCCUGUCAAGGAACCGAUGGCACUGAGAGAGGCACCAUCUUUGCCACCAGUUCAUGUACCGGAUCAUCCCCCCGCUCUCGCACCAGCCCUGAUGGACUUGGACAAGUCGGCAAAGAUCUCUCCACGGACACCCUCCGUCAAGACCAGCAAGGACAGCCCUCUAGGUAUCGCCUCCUCGGGUGACACUCCUGUCGGGCGAAAGAUGACUCUCGUGAUGACUCCGGCGAAACGCCGUACCCAAGACCCGAGGCAUCAAAUCACCGCAAGUGGAUACAGCCGAGUUCGACAAGCUUCCUACAUGAUGCAUACAGUUGCAUCACAGCUCAAGGCUGGAGCUGAUCCUCAAGCUUCCCUGCGUCGGACCUCGCGGCUAGAAAUUCCGGACAGCGAGGAGGAUGCGGAUAUUCCAGAGAGCGAUUCCAGUCAGACUUCCACUGCUCAGCGUACGAUGCCUGCUUCCAAACAGGGGCGGCCGUCGACACCAUCCAACCCGGAUAGCUCGCCGUAUGGCUCCCAUAAGUCAUCGCACCGCCCGAGACCUCCCACGCAGGAAUUGGCAUCGAAGACUGAUUCCAUGAAUGAUACUCCGAGCGCCACCUCUUCUAAGCGACCGAAGAGCUCGUCAUCAUCCGCAGAGUCAUGCAUAGUUGUGAAGACUCGGACAACUGCUAUGGCCGAUGCACCGACGAGCACUCCAUCAAAGCGAGUUGGCACUCCAUCAAAGCGAUUGAGCACCGUAUCAAAGGGAUUGGACACUCCGUUGAAACGAGUCAAGCUCGACGCUCAUGCAGAUGCGCAGUCUCCACAUGAGAUUUCAAAGUCUCGGAAGGUUCCCGCUACCACAGCCUGGGAUAUGAUGACUCGUCAAACGCGCAUGGCAUCACGGUCCAGCGCCUCCGUUUUGCGAAGACAGGAUCAACCUCACCAGGAAGAUCGUUUCCAGGUUAUGGCAGAGUUGCUCGCCACUCAUAGCCGUAUCCAGACCCAGGUUAUCGGUGGUGGCGAUCUUGCAACCCUUUCACAGUCUGGUGCUAUGGUAGCAUUGGCGGAUAUGUAUGUUGCGGCAACUCGAUCUUUGAGGAAUGAAUUUGAGACAGCCAGGGCACGUCUUCGGGAAUUGGUUGGGGAUAAAGCCAAUUGA
Molecule: messenger RNA, 5016 nt
Organism: Thyridium curvatum
Lineage: Eukaryota; Fungi; Ascomycota; Sordariomycetes; Thyridiales; Thyridiaceae
Exons: 2
Coding region: 1-5016 (1671 amino acids)
Source: RefSeq, a predicted model, not a curated record